AAACAAGAUCAGAGCCAAUUUUAGCCGACGGAUUUCCCUACCAAUCUCGUUCUAUAAUCACAAGUCGACUGAGAUGAUGGUUUUGCUCCUGCGUUAAUUCGAAAUAAACAAAGAUAAUGGCUCAUUCACUAACCCUCUGCCACAUCACCCAUUGCCAAACGCACCGCAGGAGGGUUCACAUGUUCUUUCAGAGAGCAAGAGUCUGGACAUCCCAUCAAAAACCCAAAUCCCAAGAGGCAUUGAAUCUUACACUUGUCCAGGACUGUGAAAUCGGCUGGUUCAGUAGUUUGGCUGUAAUGAUGGUGAAUGCAAGGCCCUUCUGGCCUCUCUAGAGAUCAAAUGGAACAAUCUUCCUUUUUUUUUAUUU
Molecule: messenger RNA, 367 nt
Organism: Rubroshorea leprosula
Lineage: Eukaryota; Viridiplantae; Streptophyta; Magnoliopsida; Malvales; Dipterocarpaceae
Source: the annotation of a GenBank genome assembly